Messenger RNA from Pezoporus occidentalis (night parrot), 1487 nucleotides. It is a transcript of the gene RAB20, whose product is annotated as RAB20, member RAS oncogene family. The record is from RefSeq and is a predicted model, not a curated record. Gene Ontology annotation, cellular component: endomembrane system. The transcript is spliced from 2 exons. Gene Ontology annotation, biological process: intracellular protein transport. Gene Ontology annotation, molecular function: GTPase activity; GTP binding. Lineage: Eukaryota; Metazoa; Chordata; Aves; Psittaciformes; Psittacidae. The coding region runs from base 193 to 885 and encodes 230 amino acids.
GCGGAGGGCAGGGGUAGGAGGAGCCGGAGCUAGGGCCGGAUCGCGGCGGCUCUAGCGGAGCCCCCGAAGUUUGCGCUGCUGGCGGAGGGCGGCCCUCGGCCCGCCGCUUCCGGGGCUCCACCGCGCCGGGAAGAGAGGAGCGGGCCGGCGGGCGCCCAGGGAAGGGGGUGGUAGCCGGCGGGCCGAGCCGAGAUGAAGAAGCCGGACGGGAAGGUGGUGCUGCUGGGGGACAUGAACGUGGGCAAGACCUCACUGCUGCACCGCUACAUGGAGAAGCGCUUCCAGGAGACUGUCAGCACUGUCGGCGGCGCCUUCUACCUCAAGCAGUGGGGGCCCUACAACAUCUCCAUAUGGGACACGGCCGGACGGGAGCAGUUUCAUGGCCUCGGGUCUAUGUACUGCAGAGGAGCAGCUGCUGUGAUCCUCACGUAUGAUGUGAACAGCCUCCAAAGCCUGACAGAGCUGGAAGAAAGAUUCUUGGCGCUGACGGACAGUGCGAGCGCUGACUGCAUUUUUGCUAUUGUUGGAAAUAAAGUUGACCUCACCGAUGACUGCGCUUUGCCACCGGAUGAAAAUAGACCUGAGAAGUCUGUUGCCAGCUGCAGCUCGAAGGUGCGAAAACAAGUCUGUGCAGAGGAUGCGAUUGCGCUCUAUAAAAAGAUACUGAAAUACAAAAUGCUAGAUGAGAAGGAUGUUCCAGCAGCUGAGAAAAUGUGCUUUGAGACCAGUGCAAAAACAGGAUACAAGGUAGACUACCUCUUUGAAACUGUGUUUGACAUGGUAGUCCCAAUAAUUGUACGUCAGAAAGCUGAGGGACCACCGCAAACUGUAGACAUUACAGACUACAAGCCGGCAAAAAGGACAAAAUCUGGUUGUUGUGCCUGAAUCAUUUACGUAAUGUAAGAAAAGGGGAGGGAUUGUUCUCUCCAGCAAACUGAGGAGUGUCAAGUGCUUGCAGUUCACAAGAAAGGAAAAGUCAAAGAAUAAAUAGACUAAAAUGGUGUCUGUGGAAAAAAAGAAACAACCCAAAAACCAACCAGCCAAACAAAUCUGACCAUUAAAGGUUUCUGGGAAGCUCUGUGUAUGAAAAUGGAAAGUGAGUGAAAUUACAGAGGAAGACUUGCCAGUUUCCAGGGGAGUGGAUCUGAAGACAAAUGGUGUAUUAGUACAAUUGGUACAAAUGACAUUAACUUGAACAGUUUUGAAGGAGUCUGAUUUUUACUGACUUGCCAUUUCAUGUUGCAUGUAAAUGAUCUGUUUGUAUGCUCUCAACAGCUUUCACAUGAUUGUCAUCAUUCCCUUUGCGAUUCUGACUUUGGGAGAUUGAAAACACAACACUUUUUUAUUCUUGACAGAAAAUAAGAAAGAAAAAAAGAAAAUCCAGGUAUAAUUUAUAUCUGUAGCUAAUAAAUCAAUUACAAUCUUUUUAUGUCAGAUGACAGUGUAAGGCUUAAAAGCUGAACUAUUAAAAUCACGGUGGAUACGUA